AUGGCCCUCGCCAAUUCCUUGUCAGUGAAGGGUGUAUCCAGUGCUACACGAGAGGCCAAGGGCAGUUUAGGGAAGUCAAUCCUGUCAAGCUGCCACCCGCCGACUGUACAUAAACGGCCAGACAGUCGCCUUCUAGAUGCAGAGAGCUCGUCCAAACCACUUCUUCCUCUUUUCUUUUCUUCUCCAGGAUACCCUUUGGCCUUAUUCCACCGGUACUUCCUCUUUAAGAAGCAACCAUCCCAUAUCCAUCUGUUCAACACGGUGACUGGGAUCUGCAUCGCCUACUACAACUUCGGCUCUCAGCUGUACCAUUCGCUAUUAUGCGUCGUGCUACAUUUUCUCAUCCUGCGCCUGAUGGGGAGGACGGUCACGGCGGUGUUAACCGGCUUCUGCUUCCAGUUUGGUUAUCUAAUGUUUGGCUACUACUACACUGCCACAGAUAACUACGAUAUCAAAUGGACUAUGCCUCAUUGCGUUCUGACGCUCAAGCUAAUUGGACUUGCGUUUGAUUAUUACGAUGGUGGAAAAGAAAAGACGACGCUCACACCUGAACAACAGCGUUACACCGUGUUAAGAGUACCGACGUUGAUGGAGGUCUGCGGCUUCUCCUACUACUAUGGUGGGUUUUUAGUCGGCCCCCAGUUUUCUAUGGUGAAGUACCUGAGGUUGGUGAAGGGGGAGCUAACCGAUGUGGAGGGGCAAGUUCCUAACAGUGUCGUGCCGGCGAUGAAGCGCCUGUGCCUUGGACUCUUCUUCCUGACGGUGUACACAGUGCUGGGCCCCUAUCUGCCCGACAGCUACUUCCUGACAGAAGAGUAUGCGAACCAACCAUUCUGGUACCGCUGCGUCUACAUGACCAUUUGGGGCAAAAUAACGCUGUAUAAAUAUGUGACUUGCUGGCUGGUGACGGAAGGUGUCUGCAUUCUGUCUGGCCUGGGCUACAAUGAGAAGGACGCCGAAGGCCAGCCGCUGUGGGAUGCUUGUGCCAAUAUGAAGGUGUGGCAGUUUGAGACCACGCCCCUUUUUACAGGAACAAUCGCAAGCUUCAACACCAAUACCAAUGAUUGGGUGGCGAGAUACGUUUUCAAACGGCUCCGAUUCCUCGGCAACAAGGCCAUCUCACAGGGGGCCGCCCUCUUCUUCCUGGCCGUUUGGCAUGGCUUGCAUUCUGGAUACCUUCUCUGCUUCUCCCUGGAGUUCCUUAUUGUGGUAGUGGAGAAACAGGCCAUUGAGUUGGUGAGGGAUAGCCCGUUGCUCUCACAGAUAUGCUCCAUAUCUGUUCUGAAACCUCCCCUGUACGUGGUACAGCAGUGUAUCCAUUGGCUCUUCAUGGGAUACCCGCUGGUGCCAUUCUGCCUUUUCACCUGGGACAAGUGGCUCAAGGUGUACAUAUCGGUCUAUUUUAUGGGCCAUUUAUUCUUCUUAUUGCUGCUCUUUGCACUGCCUUAUCUACGGUUAGUCCUGGUGCAAAAGAAGGACAAGCUGGAGAAAUCCCACUGACAGUGCUCAAUGAUUGUACAACGCUCCUUGCUCUUGUGGCAAUGCUGGGAAUGUCCUUCAAUGCCUUUUUUUUGGGGGGGGGGUGGUCAGCAUUAAGAACUUGAGGAUCAAGGAGUCAUCACUGCCAGAAAGGACACGAUAUGCUGAUACUAACUUUUUUCUUUCUUUUUUUGUUUUUUUUAAAAUGACAAAGGUCUUUGUCUGCUGCCAAUCCGGGCAGAGUCUCCGACAAGGUUUUAUAGACUUUUCUACCGCCUGGGCCUGUAUCCCGGACUCUCUAUUACUUGAACUUUUUAGGUUUUUUGAAGA
Messenger RNA from Nanorana parkeri, 1809 nucleotides. RefSeq names its product lysophosphatidylcholine acyltransferase 3 (gene LPCAT3). The transcript has 14 exons. Gene Ontology annotation, cellular component: membrane. The record is from RefSeq and is a predicted model, not a curated record. Gene Ontology annotation, molecular function: 1-acylglycerophosphocholine O-acyltransferase activity; lysophospholipid acyltransferase activity. The coding region runs from base 1 to 1500 and encodes 499 amino acids. Lineage: Eukaryota; Metazoa; Chordata; Amphibia; Anura; Dicroglossidae. Gene Ontology annotation, biological process: lipid modification; phosphatidylcholine biosynthetic process.